Chelonoidis abingdonii (Abingdon island giant tortoise) is the source of this 1698-nucleotide messenger RNA. It is a transcript of the gene HABP2, whose product is annotated as hyaluronan binding protein 2. The record is from RefSeq and is a predicted model, not a curated record. Gene Ontology annotation, biological process: proteolysis. Gene Ontology annotation, molecular function: calcium ion binding; serine-type endopeptidase activity. Lineage: Eukaryota; Metazoa; Chordata; Testudines; Testudinidae.
AUGGCUAAUGGCGCUGUGUCCCUUUGGGUUCUUCCUCUGAUCCUGUUGCUGGGGAAUGCACCUUUCUGUCUUUCCAGUCUCGUCUCUUCACUAGUUGACUUGCAGAUAGACAGGAUGGAUUACUAUGAAUACGAUGAUGAGCAUGUCCCUCCAGAAGAGAACACCCCCGCCACAGACAGCGAAUACUUCACAUAUCCCGACUGGUUCUACGAAUACUUUGGCUACAAUGAUCCAUGCUCGUCCAAGCCUUGCAAGAACAGUGGUGAGUGCAAAAGAAAUAGAAAUCGCUACACCUGCCUCUGCCCUAUGCCGUAUUCCGGGACUAGGUGUGAGAAAGUGAAAAACAUGUGUGAAAGGAAUAGCUGUCGUAAAGGACACUGCCUUAUAAUGCUAACUCCACCUUAUUCUCAGUGCACUUGUAGACAUCCCUACAAGCCACCAUACUGCAACAAAGCAUCUUCGGCUUGCAAACCAAACCCAUGUAAAAAUGGAGGCAUCUGUCUACAGCGGAGAAUCAGAUCAAAAUUCUCCUGCCAAUGUGCUGAACCCUUCAGAGGGAGGUUCUGUGAAAUAGGACCAGAGGACUGUUUUGAACAGGAUGGGCAUGAAUACAGAGGGAAAGUGAGUCAAACAAGGUCUGGGGAGACAUGCCUUCAUUGGAAUUCUAACCUGCUCUUGGACGAGAGUUAUAAUGCAUUUAUGGAGGAUGCUGAGUAUUAUGGCAUCGGUGAACAUAACUUCUGCAGGAAUCCAGACGGUGAUGUAAAACCCUGGUGCUUCAUCAAAACAGAUAACAAGGUGAAAUGGGACUCCUGUGAUGUUUCACCUUGCUCAGCAACAGAAAAGACUCCAGUGAGUACAGUUGCCCCAGCUGUUCUUCCUACAGUGAGUAAGACAUUCAAUGUGUGUGGACAGCCAGAGGCUGAGAGAAUGCUCAAAAGGAUUUAUGGUGGGGCCAAGACCAUGUCUGGCAAACAUCCCUGGAUGGCAUCUCUACAGAGCAAGCGUUCAUUGGGGCCCCCUAUGCCAAAGGGACACUUCUGUGGAGGAGCUCUGAUUGAACCAUGCUGGGUUCUCACCGCUGGACACUGCAUUCAAUUUCAAGCAGACAACCUGCAAGUGUUCCUUGGAAAGCGAGACCUGGAGAGGACAGAGUACCAUGAACAAAAAUUUGAUGUGGAGAAAAUAAUUCGUCAUGGACAUUACAAAGAAAGGAACGAUAUUCCAUUCAAUGAUAUCGCUUUGCUUAAGCUGAAGCGAGUUGACGACCAUUGUGCUCUAGAAACAAAGUACGUAAAAACUGUGUGUUUGCCCAAUGCUCCAUUUCCUGAUGGAACUGAAUGUUACAUCUCAGGAUGGGGAGUUACUGAAACAGGUGAAGGAUCUCGUCAGCUGCUAGAUGCCAGAGUAAAGCUGAUCUCCAAGACACGGUGCAAUGCACGGUGUGCAUAUGAUAACAAACUGGAUGAAAGCAUGCUUUGUGCAGGAAAUCUGCAGGCACCAGGAAUUGAUACUUGUCAGGGAGAUUCUGGGGGUCCUCUAACCUGUGUACAAAAUGGUUCCUAUUAUGUCUAUGGAAUUGUGAGCUGGGGCGAACAGUGUGGUUUAAAAGAUAAACCAGGAGUUUAUACCCAAGUGACAAGAUUCCUCAAUUGGAUUAAAUCAAAAAUUCAGCAGGAGCCCAGUUCACGCGAGUAA